CCGCAUCGUCCAAUGGAUGGAUCCGCGCAAGAACUGUCAAGCGUGACCCUGCACCCGUUUCGUGCGAGAAAAAAAAAUUAUUGGCUACUGCUGCUUGAUUGUUUCGUCGCCACGGCCAGCAGCACAUGUCGCGAUCGUGUCGUACCGCGCAGGUCGCGGUGAAAACGUCGCAGUUCGCCCCACAGGGCAUGUAACGCGCCGCCGUCUGACGCCGACAGCUGAUUCAGCUCGCCGAGGUAAAUAUGUCAUCCUUCCUGCCCAGUAUUUUCGACGCCGCCACUGGACUUCUACCUCUGAGCAAGUGCCGAUACUCCGGAAGCAUGCCUGAGAUGUUUGCUGUAACGCUCUUGAGCGGAUACAUCGUAACGUCGGUGAUACUCUUCAAAUACCCGCACCUUUUGCAUCGGAGAAAGCAGUUGAAGUUCCCAUGUCGUCAUAUCAGCCAUCGGGGUGGAUCAGCGGAGAACUUGGAAAACACAAUCUCGGCGUUCAGACACGCACUGAAGGUUGGCACCGAGCUCAUAGAACUGGACGUUCAGCUGACAAAAGAUGGGAAGGUGGUUGUCUGUCACGAUUCCGGCCUGCUGCGGUGUGCGGGUGUGAACAAAAACAUAUCAGAGCUCAACUAUGAUGAGCUGCCGCCUUUAAAGCCAAGCUUACAGGUUGAUUUCUGCAAUGGUGCACCAAGUCCAGUGUGUGAGGAUCGAAAGAUACCUUUACUCAGCGACAUUUUUACCCUUUUCCCAAGCGUGCCUGUCAACAUUGACAUCAAGACCAAGAAUGACAAGCUCGUAGAAAAGGUGCACGAGCUCAUCAAGGAGUUCAACCGCGAGGACAUCACAGUGUGGGGAAGCUUCCACCAUAGCGUCGCCACGAAGUGUUACAAACUGAAUCCCGAGGUGCCGCUCUACUUUUCGGCACGGUGUGUCGUCUACCUGCUCUUCCUGACCUACAGUGGGCUGCUGCCCUUCGUACCACUUAGGCAGUCGUGUCUGGAGAUUCUGCUGCCUUCAGUGGCGAAACGGAAUCCCUCGAUGAUGGAGCAACUGAAGCAACCGAAGUCACGUUUCCUCUUCAGGUUGCUAGACUGGUUCGUUGUAAGGAAGUUUGUGAUAAAUCAUCUUCGAAAGCGAGGCAUCCCGACUUACUUGUGGGUGCUGAACGAGAAGGAAGACUUUGAAAAAGCGUUCGCCAUGGGUGCCGCCGGCGUGAUGACGGAUCGGCCCACUCUUCUCAGGGAGUACCUCGAUCAGAACCCUUGCAUCGGAAGAUGAGGGACGACGGAAAAAAUCCUCACACGGGUCUCGUCGCGACCAAGAGAACACUUCGCUGCCAUCUCUUUUUUUAAAUGAAAAGCUUUCGCUGGCGGGUUUAGAAAUAAGAACGAAAGUAUUUCUGCACAAAAAUAUGUCGGAGCUGCGCGGAUAGUCUCGGCCACCGUCUACUUUUCCACGUACAAAGGUACACGACAUUCGGGUGCUUUGCCGUCUCAAAAGGGAAGUUUUUAGUGAAACGCUGCUCGCGCUCCAUUUUGCCCGGUGAAACAGUGUUUGCUUUCUUAACAUCUUCACUUUCGCAUCGCCCUUUUUUUAGGAGUCCUCUCGAAAUGAGUAGCGCAGCUUUGGUUAGUGAUAAUUAUCGAGUCGUUGUGUAGUCACCCUAGCAGAUUUUAUAGAGUAUUUAUUUGCGAAUGUGAAGCAUGGCGCUAUUUAUGUGUUGGAGAUGUCUGGCUGUCGAUGACUGUUUCAUGUUAACUGUGCCAACGUGGAGUCCUCGUUAACUUUUCGUACUCGUCUUUAUCGUGAUCUUGUCAAAACGGUGCACAUGUCGCCGUUCCAAGCAAUGCGCACGUGCACAAACCACAUAGACGUUCAAGCUAGGACCAUGGCAGAUGCUUUAAUACACUGCUUACUCUUUUUCUAUCACAUUUACACACCCAUGUGUUGAGCCAGAAGAAAAAGAAACACAUUUACAAAAUACAGUCCACAUGGCCAAAGACAAAUGUACAUCUAACACAUAGUAUUUACAAAGAGCGAGUGACAUCAGAAUGCAUACCAAAGAGUAUUCGAACAAGUCCUCUCUUGUUUUGUUCAUUAUGAAAAAUGGCUGUGUCUGCUGUUUGUUGUAUAAAUAUAUAUAUAGUAUAUGCAAGAACAAAAAGUGAGAAUGAAGAAAGAGAUUCUGAAUUAAUAAAAAAAAACCUGCUUGAU
Messenger RNA from Rhipicephalus microplus (southern cattle tick), 2210 nucleotides. RefSeq names its product lysophospholipase D GDPD1. Gene Ontology annotation, biological process: glycerophospholipid catabolic process. The record is from RefSeq and is a predicted model, not a curated record. Gene Ontology annotation, molecular function: phosphatidylcholine lysophospholipase A1 activity; phosphoric diester hydrolase activity. Gene Ontology annotation, cellular component: endoplasmic reticulum membrane. Lineage: Eukaryota; Metazoa; Arthropoda; Arachnida; Ixodida; Ixodidae.